AUGAACCAAGAAGCCCUACAAAAGGUCCUUAUAGAGAUGGACAACCAGCUCAACAAGUCGCGAGCCGAGCUCUCGAUGGUGAAUUUGCAAUUGGAUCGGGUCAACACAAAUUUGAACGUGAUAAGCUCAACCACGGCACGGUUAAACUCACUAAACAAGCCAGAAGAAAGAGUAUGGCAGGGAUUGGGGAAAGCGUUUGUUGCAAAGGAGACCAAGGCUUACCUUGAUGAACUAAAGACGGAUGAAAAGGAAUACAAGGAAACCCAAAGGGGGUUGAAAAUUAAACAAAAUUAUAUUGAAACAACGCUUGAAAAGACAAUUGAUGGAAUGACAAAGAUUGUGGGCGACAAGCAAUGA
Messenger RNA from Lodderomyces beijingensis, 357 nucleotides. Lineage: Eukaryota; Fungi; Ascomycota; Pichiomycetes; Serinales; Debaryomycetaceae. The record is from the annotation of a GenBank genome assembly.